Chlamydomonas reinhardtii is the source of this 1166-nucleotide messenger RNA. RefSeq lists its product as uncharacterized. NCBI's taxonomy places the organism in Eukaryota, Viridiplantae, Chlorophyta, Chlorophyceae, Chlamydomonadales, Chlamydomonadaceae. The record is from RefSeq and is a predicted model, not a curated record. The transcript has a single exon. Bases 603 to 770 code for a protein of 55 amino acids.
AUUAGGCAUUGGGCUCACGUUCGCCAGACGCAGAGGCAAGGGCUUUUCACCGCGCGGCGCUCUUUUGGCUCUUUCUCUCUGAGCUUGCUCUUCUUGUGGGCGCUUACUGAUGUGUAUAGGGGUCGCGGACCACCGCAGGCAGUCUAGACACUGCGCGGUGCCUUUUCUUCUCCAGGGCUCGGCUUUCUCUGGACGCCGCGCGCGGAAGUUCUGUGCUGCUAGCUUGGGCACAGCUCUGCUGGCCAGAGCGUGCACGGCCAGGCGACUUGCUCGGCCGCGGUCUCGACUGAGCUGCGAAGCGUGGUCUCCAGGGCCGGCUCGCGCAACCCAGCGCUUUUGGGCUCGCUGCGGGCUCGGGUACCGGAACGAGAAGGCGCGGGUUGUGCCCAAACGUGUGCCACAGCGGGACCCACGGGACCGACGGCUGUUUUCCCGGCACAAGAUCGGCUCUCGCAAAGCUUCAAUGGACUCUACAUGUUGCUUCCAUGCUCUACGCAAGCAGCACGCGCUGAGAGCGGGUCGCUUAGUUGGGGCUGCGGUUCGCUGUUGGUUCCAGACCCUCUUUAAUUCAAGUGCAAGCUCAAACGUGCGAUAACUUAGCAAUGCUGCGCCAAUGCGUCGUCAAUUUCUCGCUUGGCGUGCGCGAGGGCCCUAGGCACAGUCCCAACUUGGUCGUGACCUCGUUCCAACUUACCGGCAGAGCCAGGGCAUGGUUUGCCGUGCGUAUGAUUAAGCAACACACCUUAUACUCCCUUAUACCUCAUGCUUGAAGUAGAGCGCCGGCGAAGCUAACGCGAGAAGGCAUCCGCCGUGGCGCCGUGACAAGAACUGCCAUUCGCGUCGCUGCUGGCCAGCUCGAGCUUCAGAGCUUUCCGGUAUGAUUGGCACUAGGUCCAGGAGGAGCCAUCAGGGCGUGUGUGCACGUGCUGCAACUCCGGGUGGGCCACGCUGUGCAAGCUAUCGAGCUAUCGGAGCAUCACGGCAAGGCAAUAAGUCACGAGGGGAGAACGAAAUGGGUGGUCGGUGGAGGAGGGGGCGGGGUCAAACGGGCGUCGCGCAAGGCACACUGGGGGUUCGAGGGAAGUGCGCACUGGCUGGCACGUCCAUGGUAUGGCACGGCUGAAUGGGUGUGUGGCACUGGCGUGGAGGGGGAACCCCCGCGCGCG